This is a messenger RNA of Blepharisma stoltei, 828 nucleotides long. The record is from the annotation of a GenBank genome assembly. NCBI's taxonomy places the organism in Eukaryota, Ciliophora, Heterotrichea, Heterotrichida, Blepharismidae.
AUGGAUGUCCUGGCGACGAAGAGAGCCAGAAGAGCGGAAAAUAAGGUGAUAACGAUCGCCCAUGUCAAUGCGCAUGGAAUCAAGCAGAAGAAACAACAAAUAAAGCAGUUUUUAGAGGACACAAAUGCAGAAAUACUAGGAGCCAGCGAAACUCACUGCUCUGAAACAGAUUUACUACCAUCGAUAGACGGAUAUAGUUGGCUACACAAUCCAGGGUCAGAAAGAAGUUCUGGGGUAGGAAUACUGUUUAAAAAGAGGCUAGUUACAGGAGAAACAAAACUGUUUAUGAAAGGGAGAAUUGUAGGGAUAUCAAUAGCAAAUCUCACAGUGAUAGAAGCAUACUCUCCUGUUGAGGGAGAUGGAGAGACAUUGGAGCAAUUCUAUGAAGGUAUUAAUGAAGCACUGGCAUGAGGAAGGGAAAGGAAAGAACAGUUGAUAAUAAUAGGGGAUUUGAAUGCCCAUGUAGAAGGCUGAUGAUCAGAAAAGACUAACGAGAACGGGUACAGAGUAAAAAGACUCUGCAAAGAAUGAGGGUUAGAAUUGCUAAAAUUGGACGAGCCCACGCAUCUGCACUCCAGUGGAUCGACGUUUUGUCUAGACUACUGCGCUGCUGACUGAGGCGUAAUCGGGAGAGUUAUAGACUUCGGAUGCAGCAAAAACAACCCAAUAGGAUCAGACCACCUGCCUAUAACCCUUAAAUUAUGAGAAAGAUGAGAAAAAGAAAGAAUGCAAUUUGUCCGAAAACUCAGGAUAGACAGACUGCGAAGCCCAGUGUACCUUAAAGUUUUCCAGGAUGAUGUAAACUAUGAUUUGAAGAGGCUAGAUUAG